AUGGAGAUUCACUGCUUCUCCGAGCUUGAAGCAAAAUUCGAGAGGAGUCUACAUUGUACAAGUUUGCUUUUAGCUAAUGAAAAUGCACGGCUGCCCAGACUGCAAUUAUUGCUGUCUGAACAUGACAAAGACACCAUUAGCGAACAACUAUACCAGGCAAAACGGCAGCUGGAAGAUACAGAGACUGAGAACUCAAGGAUACGAGAACAGUCAAUCCGCAUGCAACAAGACAUGGAUGAAUUACACAGAUCAUUUCAGCUAAAGACCAAAAUGAUAGAUACUCUGCAGGCGGAAUUAUCAUCUAUGCGGUCAUCUUCUGUUGAAAUGAGCAAGCUCCAGGUCGACAAUGCAAAUCUAGCGCGAGAGGUCUCGAGCAUGAAGCCUGAACUCACACGGCUUCGCUCACAGAAUAGCUCUUAUCAAUCUGUACUUUCCGAAAAACUCUCUUUAGAGCGCCAGGUUAGCUCGCUUGAAGUUGAACUUCGUGAUGCAAAACGGAAAUCAGAAAAAGGGCGCAUUUCCAAUAUCCCCGAGAAAACAGCAACGAGCCUUGAGCAUACUAAUGUGACUGCCCAAAAUCAAACAUCACAGUCACAUGCCCAAGGCGCAACCGUCACCUUACCGAAAAAGCAGGCGAAACCGAGAGGUCAGAACAAAAAUCUCAUAGAACCGUCAGGAGAUCCUCCGCUGCAACAACGUUUCGGAGAGGACCCUUCUAUAGGUACACCAGGACCGAACCAACUGUCGAAAUUACCAACCAGGAUAGCUGCAGCCCCUGGUGACAAAUCAAUAUUUUCUAUAACCCCCUUUCUUAACCGCCAGAGCAAUGACUUUGAGGUCGAUUUUACAUCGAGCGAAAGCGACGGUGAUGGCAUUUCAUUUGCGGAAUCAGGGCCCUCGAGAAUAGAAGUAAAGGGAUUGCCCCUACCUAAGAACGGACUCUCCACCACAAACUCCCGCAAAUCAAUUGCCCAGCCUCAAAGGAAGCCCCCUAAAUCCAAUACUAACUUGAAAUCUACAAAUCUCGCAGCCUCGCGUAUUACAAAGCGUACUCAGAAACAAAAAAAUACUACUGAGCCGUCCUCGGAAGGUGAAGAUCUUCCCGAUCCUGCUAAAAAACGACGAGUACUUCAAACUAUUGGAGAAAACCCAUCGAUUGAUGGAAAUUUUGGAGCUAUGCGCACUUUGUCUAAGCAGCCCUCGCUUUCAAAAAACCAGAGUGAUACUUUUGCAAAUUCAGAAGGGAAACACGUUGAAAACGACCGUCGCAAUCGCCGACUUGGUUUAAAUAAGGCCUUGGAUAUUCCUCCGUUUUCUCCCUUGAAACGUAAUGCGAGAGCUAGCUAA
Molecule: messenger RNA, 1347 nt
Organism: Microsporum canis CBS 113480
Lineage: Eukaryota; Fungi; Ascomycota; Eurotiomycetes; Onygenales; Arthrodermataceae
Exons: 3
Coding region: 1-1347 (448 amino acids)
Source: RefSeq, a predicted model, not a curated record